Messenger RNA from Hordeum vulgare subsp. vulgare (domesticated barley), 815 nucleotides. RefSeq names its product putative cytochrome c oxidase subunit 5C-4. The transcript has 2 exons. NCBI's taxonomy places the organism in Eukaryota, Viridiplantae, Streptophyta, Magnoliopsida, Poales, Poaceae. The record is from RefSeq and is a predicted model, not a curated record. The coding region runs from base 277 to 522 and encodes 81 amino acids.
UCGCGGCUGUAGAUCCUCUAAACAUGUGGGAUGAACUCCGAUUUUGAAGCUUGAACCAUUAUCUGGGCGCGUGCUCCACACCCAGCGCCGCUUGGGGUUGGCAUGUGACGGCGCCGCUUGAGGGGAACGCACCACACGCGUGGCGCGAGCUCGCCACGCGCCCGCCACCUCGGCCGACACGGCUCCUCCACCCGUCCACCGCAGGGCUGCCAAGCUCGUAUCCUCGUCGUCAAAAAGCGGCUACGAAGGAGAAGAGGGAGGUAGGUGCCAUCUGCCAUGUCGACGACGGCGCACAAGGUGGCGACGCAGGCGGCGUCGGCGACGGGGGCGAGAAUGAAGGGCCGGCGGCCGCCGAGCGUGGUGAGGGAGAUCGUGUACGGGAUGAGCCUGGGGCUCCUCGCGGGGUACCUGUGGAAGCUUCACCACUGGAGCAACCAGCGCCGCACCCGCGAGUUCUACAGCCUGCUCGACGAGGGCAGGAUCACCGUCGUCGUCGACGAGCCGGCCGGAGCCAAGGAGUAGCACUAUCCAUUGUUUCACCAACCUACUAGCAGAGCGGUUGGAUUGCUCGCGGCGCACUUUCGGCAGCAGGGACGAGGAUGGCUGAUUCUAAGACACCAUGAUUGUAAGGUAGGACAGGCAAUGGAGAAUGUCAGUCAGGGUCUUCGUAUGUUUCCUCCUUGUUAUCAUUGGCUUUCAUUCCGUUUCUUCUCUGCACAAGAGACAACAGCAAAAAGGGAAACACACUUGAAACUAACUGUUGUGUCACUCAGCUGAUGAUGCCCGCUUGCCCAGGAGUAGUUUCUUCCUAUGUA